UUGCUGCUAUGUGACGCCAAUAUCUCCACUCUCCAGAGAACAGUGGCACAUAUCUUAUUCAGAGCUGAGUAACGGAAGGAGACUGAGCACUGCACACUGGAUACUACACCGUGAUACCAUAGACAGCUUACCUGAGGACCUUUAAGGGACAAGAAGUCACAUGAUCAGUGGACUCUCCUAUACACAGAACAUGAUGGAAGACAAAGGACCCCGUGUAGCGGAUUAUUUUGUUGUUGCAGGACUUAUUGAUUCCUCAAAGCCACUAGAGGAAGAAAUUCACUUUAAUGAUGCCUGCCAUAAAAUCGCUAAGCCUAAGGAACCCAUCACAGAUGUGACUGUUAUAAUAAAAUCGCUGGGUGAGGAAGUACCUCAUGGAUAUGCGUGUAUUGACACUACCCCAACUGGACUCUCAGCUGACCUCAACAAUGGAAGCAUUAUGGGACCACAGAUAUACCUGUGUUACAAGAGGGGAAGGGAUAAACCACCUCUUACAGAUCUUGGGGUGUUAUAUGAGUGGAAAGAGAGAUUAAAACAGGGUUGCCAGAUUAUCCAAACUACUCCAUAUGGACGUCCUGCAAAUAUAAGUGGUAGCACCUCCUCACAAAGAGUAUAUAUAACUUACCGCAGAGCCUCAGAAUGCAUGACCCAGAAUUCCUUGGCUGUAACAGACAUCUGUAUAAUUAUACCCAGCAAAGGAGAAACACCACCGCAUACGUUCUGCAAAGUGGAAAAGAAUCUUAACAGCAGUAUGUGGGGAUCAGCUGUUUACCUUUGUUAUAAAAAAUCAGUCGCAAAAACAAAUACAGUAUCCUACAAGGCUGGACUAAUAUGCAGGUAUCCUGAAGAGGAUUAUGAGUCCUUUCCCUUGCCAGUAUCUGUACCCCUCUUUUGUUUGCCCAUGGGGGCAACCAUUGAAGCCUGGCCAUCUAACAGUAAAUAUCCGCUCCCUAUCUUUUCUACAUUCGUCUUAACUGGAGCUUCAGCUGAAAAGGUAUAUGGAGCCGCAAUACAGUUUUAUGAACCAUAUGCUCUGGAUCAACUAACAGAAAAACAAAGAAUACAUUUGGGAUUGGGAACAAGUGCUGAGGGAAAGGUGGAUUCGCUUAAAACCAUCCAUGUGAACAAGUGCAUUUGCCUCCUAUCUCACUGGCCCUUUUUUGAUGCUUUUAAGAAAUUUCUCACAUUCCUGUAUCGUUAUUCAAUUUCUGGACCACAUGUGCUUCCUAUAGAGAAACAUGUCUCCCACUUUAUGCACAAAGUCCCAUUCCCAUCUCCUCAGAGACCUCGCAUUUUAGUCCAGCUGUCCCCACAUGAUACCCUUAUCUUGAGCCAGCCCGUUUCCUCACCUCUGCCACUGAGCGGAGGGAAAUUUUCAACACUGCUACAGAACUUGGGACCUGAAAAUGCAGUGACUCUGCUAGUGUUCGCUGUCACAGAACAUAAGAUUUUGAUCCACUCAUUACGCCCUUCAGUUCUCACAAGUGUAACAGAAGCUUUAGUCUCUAUGAUCUUCCCAUUUCACUGGCCUUGCCCAUACAUUCCCCUUUGUCCCUUAGCAUUGGCGGAUGUGCUGAGUGCCCCAUGUCCCUUCAUUGUUGGGAUUGAUUCACGCUACUUUGAUCUCUAUGAUCCCCCACCGGAUGUAAGCUGCAUCGACCUAGAUACCAACACCAUUUCCCAAACAGAAUGUAAGAGAAACGUGACCUGGAAGAUCCUGCCAAAAAAGGCCUGCAAGAACUUGCUAAAUACCCUUAGUAACUUGUAUCAGCAACUGGCAGAACUUCAGCAAAGACCAAGAGAUGAUGCUUUAAUGGAACUAGCAAUGAAUGACUAUGACUUUAACGCUGGGAAGAAACUGCAUCAGCUGGACAUGGAGAUUCAGGAAGCAUUUCUUUGCUUUAUGGCAUCCAUAUUGAAAGGCUAUAGGUCAUUUCUACGACCAAUCACCCAAGCACCCUCAGAAACUGCCACAGAUGCCAGCUCUCUCUUUGAGUUGCAGGGUUUCUUAAAAAGUCGUGACCGUUCACAUCACAAAUUUUACAACAUGAUGACAAAGACCCAGAUGUUUAUUCGCUUUAUUGAAGAGUGUUCAUUUGUCAGUGAUAAGGAUGCCAGCCUGGCUUUCUUUGAUGACUGCGUUGAAAAAGUUGAUGUGGAUAAGCCUGCUGAGAUGCGCCUUAUUGAAAUAGAUGAGUCUCAAAGAAGUGAGCACACAGUGUUCAUAACCCCACCUGAGAUCCCUCACUUACCAAAUGGGGAGGAACUGCCUCUAAAAUACAGUUACAAUGGAUUUCCUGUUCUUACUUUGGAUCUUUUUGACACACCAGAUGGACUUUUGAAAACUCACAAACUUUCCUCAAAAGUUACUGCACCCUGCAGCCCAUCUCCAAUGUUCAGAAGAACUAAACAGGAAAUCAAAUCUGCUCAUAAAAUUGCCAAGCAGUAUUCAUCCAUUCCCCAGAUGUGGUCCAGAUGUCUGCUUAGACACUGCUAUGGCUUGUGGUUUAUAUGCCUCCCUGCAUAUGUAAAGUUCUGCCAUUCUAAAGUGAGAGCUCUACGGACAGCGUAUGAUGUGUUGCGGAAGAUGCAUGUGAAAAAUAUUGACUCCCCAGAUGAGGUUUGCUAUCGUGUAUUGAUGCAGCUUUGUGGCCAGUAUGGACAGCCUGUGCUUGCAGUAAAAGUUCUUUUUGAAAUGAAGAAAGCUGGCGUGCAGCCAAAUGCUAUUACAUAUGGAUACUAUAACAAGGCUGUCCUAGAAAGUGUGUGGCCCACUGGGAAUAGAGGGGGUUACUUUCUCUGGAUAAAAAUAAGGAAUGUGCUCCUAGGAGUAGCCCAAUUUAAAAGAGCUUUGAAAAAGCAGCAUAUGCCUGCUUUGCAGCCCACCCCAUCAGAUGGUAGUGACUUGGAUGCUGUUAGCCAUGGUAGCAUGGAUAGUUCUAUCGAUAUGAACCCCCCAGAACAGACACCUUUCCACACUGAUGUAACCAGUGCAGACACUGCUGAUGACAGAUCUAGCACAGGAGGGCAAUCUGAUCUUGGGUAUAGCUCAUUGUCCAAAGAAGAAGUACGUAGAGGAGCAGUGCAUGACAUAAAAGAGGAAAAAGAAGACUCAAGAGAGAGUGACAUCAGUUCAUUGUCUGAUGGUGAGAGCUCCAAAGGCAGCAGAGAUGGUCUUCCUCAGCUUGUCAGUGAUGUCUCAAAAGCAGAGUCUGUAUCUAGUAUUGUGAGAAUGUCCAAAGAAGUUAACAGUGGCAGUUCAGCAGACAUAAAAUUUGCUUCUUCCUUUGACAAUACCAAUGAUGGUGAGAAAUACCAUAGCUGGUGUGCACGUAAGAGACACAAGAGUGCUCUAGAGGCAGGGUUAAAAGAUCAUUUGGUGUGGGGAAGCAGGAACAGACACUUAAGUGGAGAUAAUCUUACUGGGCUUCUUAUGAAUGGAACUUAUCAAGAUGCAAACAGCAAAGAUGCAGUGACAGAACUUGGCGCAAAAGUACUUAGCAUGCCUCGGCCAAGCUCCUUGGAUAUUAAAAAGGUAUCCUCUAGAAAGCUUAGAGCAACCUCCGAGAAGGAGUGGAGUGAUGAUGAUUCUCCACUUGGAGGAGGGGGGUUUCAAGAUAAAGCAGAUUCUCCAGUCAUUUUUGAUCUUGAAGAUCUGGAUAAUGAAGUUGUUGAAACAAAGCCUUUGAAAACAAGUGUUCAGAAAGACAAACUCACAGAGAGAAUUGAUACAGCGUCUUCCUCCUCUCUGCUUUUGACCAAGCCUAUUGAAAAAACAGAUGUGAAGGUUGGAUUGGACCCUCUUUCACUGCUAGCAGCAGAAACCGAGCAGUAUGUUGAAGAGGAGGAAGUUGAAGAAGAUAAAAGCCUGUUAACUCCUUCAACUCGUAGGGACCUUGCAGAAGAAAUAGAAAUGUAUAUGAAUAAUAUGAGCAGCCCUUUGACCAGCCGUGCAUCAAGCAUGGACCUACAGAAGACUAAUUGUGACCAGUUUAAAAGCCCCAGAGAUGUCCCCUUCUGCAGACGCUUGAGCCUCCCUCCAACUUCUCCCCAGGUUCCCAGACUAACCAAAUCAAAGACUUAUUAUACAAAACGGGAGGAGAGGCAUCGAACCAGGCUAUGGUCAUCUCCUUCAUUCUCGACAAGCAGCUCUCAAAAUGAACAACUUAAUGAAUCUGCACUUGCCCUCAUGUCCCCAACAUCUUUCAACACUCUGCUCACUCCCACAUUUGAUGUCCUGAAGAGCAGCAUGUUUUCUGCUGGCAAAGGGGUUGCUGAGAAGGCCAGCAAGUGGUACUCAAAAUUUACCAACACUGGAUCUUUAAAGGAUCAAAACUUUGAUCGAGCAAGUAUGUCUUCUGGUGGUGCUGUAGACACUGAAUCAAAUUCCUUAAAUGAAGAUGAUUUUGAAGGUGUUGGCUCCAUGAAUGAGAAUGAAAUUACUGCUAGAACAAAAGCAAUUGGAGUAAGUCGAAGCAGCCUGGAGAGCAACACUUCCCAAGAUGGUAUAUCCAGACAGCUGUACAACAGUGAUUCACCUUCCAGAGUUUCGCUAAACUACAAACCCGAGCUUCCCUCUCCUUCCAAUUCUAGCAGUAGCAGCAUUUUUCAAAAUUAUGCUAUGGAGGUUCUGAUCUCCAGCUGUUCACGUUGUUUAACAUGUGACUGUCUUGUUUAUGAUGAGGAGAUAAUGGCAGGCUGGACAGCAGACGACUCAAACCUCAACACCACAUGUCCUUUCUGUGGUAACCCCUUUUUACCGUCUCUAAACAUUGAAAUCCGAGACCUACGUCGUCCUGGCCGGUUCUUCCUAAAGUCCAGUCCUUCCACAGAAAACAUGCAGCAUUCAACAAUAAUUUCCUCUGCAACAUCUAGAUCAGGGAUCUUGGCUCCUGUUUUUCCUGUUGUUCAAUCUAGCUCAAAAGAAUUUAAAACCUGCAGGACUAUAGAAAUUCCGACAGGGAAGAGAACUAAAGAAUCUUGUGUGUUAGAUUGUCCCAGUUUACCCAUCACUAGAAGUGUUAGUACAUCCAGCCAGUUGGAUGAGAAUCCAUUACACAGACUGAGCCACAUUGUUCCUACUGGCAGCCUCCCCACCAACUUUCAGGCAGCACCGGAUUCAUUGGGAGUAGAGUGGAAGAUGCAGAGUCCUGAACCAAUCACUGUUCCUUAUCUCAGUCCUCUAGUAGUGUGGAAGGAAUUGGAGAGCUUGCUGGAGAAUGAAGGUGACCCAUCUAUAACUGUUCCUGGAUUUGUUGACCACCAUCCUGAAGUGUUCUGGAACUUGGUGUGGUAUUUCAGGAGACUAAAUCUUCCUAGCAACCUUCCUGGAUUAAUACUGUCAUCAGAGCAUUGCAAUAGGAAUUCCAAGAUACCUAGGAGCUGUAUGUCGGAGGACAGCAAACAUGUCCUUAUUCAAGCUUUGUGGGACAAUCUGAAACUUCACAAAGACUCACGGCAGCCAUUGUACAUUUUGUGGAACACCAUAACCCAGGAUCCUCCUCUGACUUUUAUCCAACCGAAGGAGAACCUGGACCAUGAGUUUCUUAGAGGUCUGGUGAAGAGUAUUAAGAUGAAUAAUGUAUAUGAUCCUAUCAGUCAAAUUCUGGACUUUAUGCAACGGAUCUCAGAGUGCAAACGACAAAGGAGUUUGUACAGAGAAAUACUGUUUCUUACACUGGUUGCUCUAGGAAGAGAUAACAUUGAUAUUGAUGUGUUUGACAAGGAGUACAAGGAAGCUUAUGAACGCCUAAGCCCUGAAUUACUAAAGUUCACACAGAUCUGCGAUCAGCCCCCGAGCACCGGUGUGAUUGAGUGCAGGAAAACAUUUGGGCAACCAUUCCUCUGAACUCAUUACGUCCAUGUCUCUAGUAUGCCACAGCAAUAGUGGUCGGUUGCUAUUUAAGUGUUAAAGUAUAAUGGGAAUGAGUUUACAGAUUUGAAUAGAUUCCAAGUCUCACCUUGUGUUUGUGUGUUCUGGGGAGAGUUCAGAACAAGGAACAAACAGUUGGAAAGGUUUUUCUGUCUUAAUGAAGAAGCACACAAGACAGAGUCUGUACGUGGCUAGAAAAGAGAGAGGUCUUAAUGUGUUUCCACAGUCUGGAAAUUAUUCUGUUUUCCUUUUUUAAGGAACAAAGUUGAAGAAACGACUUCGACAUCAUUCCGAGUGUUUUAGUUUACAAAUAUAUUUAUAUUAAAUGUUAUAAAAUAUAUUGGUGUAAAAUAAGGUUUUAAAGAUGCAUAGAUAAGUCAAUAUCAUUUUAUAUUUUAUUGAUGAAGAAUAGUGAACAAUGACCGGUUUAAUUGGUAAUGUGUUACUGUGCCUUACUGAGGGGGCACUGUUCUAUUUGUUUGUUUGUUUUUAUUUAAUCGGAUCUUAAUUUAUUAUUAAUCAUGGCAGCUCAAUUGUUUGGAGGGGGGGAAAGUGAAGUUCCAGCAAGAGCUAUUUAUUGUGCUGUAAUAAGCAACUUUUAAAUGAAUGCAAUCAAUCUGCAGUCAACCUUGAUAAUCUUAACUGUAUUCUCCUAGCUAGCUAAUUUAUGUUUUAAUGAUUUUGCUAUAUUCAUAAUUAGCAAUAAAUGUUCUAGCCUUGUCCCUAAAAAUGUCACAUGACGGUAGAUGGGACUAAUUUUAACCCACUGGUUACCACUUGCGAGUAGCUGUGAUAGAGAAAUAUCUGGAGCUAACUCCCAUAACCACAGAUCUCAUCAUCCCUGUGUGGCUUUUUCCUUCUCUAUCUUUGUUGCUUGUGCUCUGCCGUUUCUAUUAACAUUAAGAUAACAGCAAAGGUCUUGUAGUCUUUAAUAAAUAAUUUCUGUUGUUGCCACCAUGGAACAAAAUUGUGCUUUAUAAAGUAUAGCACAGAAGAGAUUGAAAAGGAUCUAAUUGUGAAAGUACAUACCGCUUCUGUCUGUACCAGGACCUAUAAGAACAUCAGUUUCUUGAUGACUGAAAUGGUCACAUAUUUAUUGGUAUGUUAUACGUUUGUGAGUUGUGUAAAAACAAGUUUCAUUAUUUGCUUUUUUUAUCCCUCUCUUUUCAAUUUCUUUUUGCUUUUCUUUCAGUUAACUAGGAUUUGCUGUGAGGUUUUAAUUCAGUGCAAAAACUCACAGACAUAAAGUGAUCACAUUAGGUUAUUUUACUGAGCAUUAUAUUGUAAAUUAAAGGGACAGUCUACUCCAAAAUUGUUAUUGUUUAAAAAAAUAGAUAAUCCCUUUCCCCACUUAUGCACAGCCAACACAGUUAUAUUAAUAUACUUUUUACCUCUGUGAUUACCUUGUAUCUAAGCCUCUUUUGACAGCCUCCUGAUCACUUGGCUAUUUAUUUAUUAUCUAUUGAUUUUAGCCAAUUAGUGCAGUGUCAUCCACAACCCACGGGAGAGAGCACAAUGUUGGCCACUUUGUAUUUAAAGUUAACUACUCCUGUAGGAUACUUUGUAUUUAAAGUGAACUACUGCUGAUUGUGCUCAAGGGCAGGGCAUUUCUCUCCUUUUGUAUAACUCAAUUAUUGUACCUACACCUGUAAUGUUUUAUUAUUACUUGUAGAGCGCUGCGUAAUCUGCUGGCACUUUAUAAACACCUGAUAAUAAUAAUAACAUUUUAUCUAUAUGGCUCACAUGGAUUAGCAGUGUCUUGUUGUGAAAAGCUACUAAAAAGCAUGUGAUAAGAGGCUGUCUGUAGUGCCUUAGAAACAGGCAGAAAUUUAGAGGUUUAAAGGUUAUAAAGUAUAUUAAUAUAUCAAUGUUGGUUGUACAAAGCUGUGGAAUGGGUAGUAAAGGCGUUAUCUAUCUUUUCAAACAAUAACAAUUUUGGUGUUGACUGUCCCUUUAAGUGUCUCUCCUUAACAUAAGAUAUAUUAGUGAACUCCACUUAAUGAGAUACACAAUUCCAAAAGGUAAAAAUUGCCUUUAAAAUAAUCCCGGGGGCCUUGUAAUACUGACAAAGUAACUUAUUGAAUCUCGGCAGACCAGAGAGCUUUAAAGAAUUGGCCCAGAGUUUAUAAUUAAUUCUAUAAGCUCCAAAUAUUGUGUGAGAAAAUGUAAUUUUGAUGAUAUUUCUUUGAUUAUAAGAGGGAUAUUCUGAUUAUUUGAAAUAUCCCUACAUAUGGGACAGAGUAAACUAAAAUGUGACACUAAAAUUAAAGGGGAAGUAUACACCAAUUGUCAUUUAACUGCAUGUAAUAGACACUACUAUAAAGAAUAAUAUGCACAGAUACGGAUAUAAAAAUCCAGUGUAAAACAUUUUAAAAAAUUACUUAGAAGCUCCCAAUUUAACACUGUUAAUGAGAUAAGCCUGGGAAAACCACUGAAAGGGGCUGAUAGCAGAACCUCCCCUGCUUAUGAAAAGAUCCAUUAUACAAACAGGAGCAGUCUGAAGUAUGUAUAUAUCAGUAUAGAUCUAAAACUUUUGGGCUUGGCUAGGAGUCUGAAAAUCAGCACAAUGUUAUUUAAAAAUUAAGCAAAACUAUACAUUUUUACAAAAACACACCCGGAUGGGCUAUUUAAAUGGAUCAUCUGCAAAAUAUUUAUGCAAAGAAAAAUCUAGUGUAUAAUGUCCCUUUAAUGUUUAUAUCCUCUGAUGAAAUCUAAGCAGUAAAGGAAAUGACAUCAGCAAAGUUUGCUGAUUUAAAAGUCUGAGGCAAACUACCGCUAUGAUAUCAGAUCUAGAAGCAUAACAGGAAAUUAAAUAGACAAAAAUUAUAUAUUGAUUGAGGUAUUUAUUCAACACAAAACAAGAAUUCCUCUGUCAUAAUUGCCUGGUCUUACUUGAUGGAACCUUAAAGGGAUAGUAAACCCAAUUUUUUUUAUUUGAUGAUUCAGAUAGAGCAUGCAAUUGUAAGCAAUUUUCUAAUUUACUCC
Molecule: messenger RNA, 8854 nt
Organism: Bombina bombina (fire-bellied toad)
Lineage: Eukaryota; Metazoa; Chordata; Amphibia; Anura; Bombinatoridae
Gene: DENND4A
Product: DENN domain containing 4A
Exons: 32
Coding region: 161-5845 (1894 amino acids)
Biological process (GO): regulation of Rab protein signal transduction
Cellular component (GO): ESCRT I complex; cytoplasmic vesicle
Molecular function (GO): protein binding
Source: RefSeq, a predicted model, not a curated record